Odontomachus brunneus is the source of this 550-nucleotide messenger RNA. RefSeq lists its product as uncharacterized. NCBI's taxonomy places the organism in Eukaryota, Metazoa, Arthropoda, Insecta, Hymenoptera, Formicidae. Bases 1 to 525 code for a protein of 174 amino acids. The record is from RefSeq and is a predicted model, not a curated record. The transcript is spliced from 4 exons.
AUGGCAGAGCAGCAAAUUGAUACGAGUUUAGCACUUCAACUGCUAGAAGUACUAUCAUCAUCGUCGUCAUCUAGCAGUAAUGAAGAUAAGUUUGUUAAUGAAUUACGAAAAAUUCCUAAAAUCAAACACUUUAUUGACGUGGUGCAUAAUAUUACGGAUAAAGAGUUCAAAAGUCAUUUUCGCGUUUCAAGAACAACAGCCUACAAAUUAAUACAGGUUUAUUCAAUUUCACGAUUCUAUCCUUCCGAUCGCACCCACGGAGGUAGUGAAUCUAUUUCUGCUGAAUCGGAUAUAUUAUCAUUUUUGUGGUUUGCUGGAAAUAAAGUGUGUCUCAGAGACGUCUCUCAAAGAUUUGGGGUAUGUCCUGCAACAACUUUUAGACAAAAUGAACGAGUGGUAAAUUUUUUAAUUGAUAUGGCUCCAAAGAUAAUCAAGUUUCCUGAGAUUAAGGAACACUCUGCAAACGAAUUCUUACAAGUUUUCCUAACGUACUGGGCUGUAUUGAUGGUACAUCAAUUAAAGUGAUAACACCAGCACAUAAAAGAAGGCU